GCCAAAGGCAGUGACUUAAUAUGGAACCUGAAGUGCUGAGGAGCAGGCUGUCAGCUUGAGCAAACCUGUGGCAAGCUCUGGCAAACCUACUGGAGCUGGUUUAUGGAAAGCUCUCUCUGAAAUCACAAGGCAAUAGAUAAAGUUAACAAGCUGAAGAGGAGGCUCUAUGAAAUCAUGCAGCAGGAGAUACGGCCGCUGGUAGCAGUGGAUAUAAUAGAGCAGCUCCACAGGCAAUUUGCAAUCUUGUCAGGAGGAAGAGGAAAGGAUGGGGCACCCAUUAUAACCUUUCCAGAAUUUGCAGGAUUCAGUGAGAUACCCGAUGAUGAUUUUCUGAAUGUGGUCACUUAUCUAACCAGCAUUCCCAGUCUGGAGGCUGCCAGCAUCGGAUUCAUCAUCAUCAUAGACAGACGACGGGACAAAUGGAGUGCAGUCAAGGCAUCCCUGACACGAAUAGCAGGAGCAUUUCCAGGAAACCUGCAGCUGGUGUUUGUCCUGAGACCCUCCCGCUUUAUCCAAAGGGCAAUCGCUGACAUUGGCAUUAAACUCUAUCGAGAUGACUUUAAAAUGAAGGUACCGAUCAUCAUGUUAAAUUCUGUCUCUGAUCUGCAUGGCUACAUUGAUAAGAGUCAGCUGACCCGGGAGCUGGGAGGAACCCUGGAGUACGGCCACAGCCAGUGGAUCCAUCACCGAACUGCUAUUGAAAACUUUGCAAUGACAGUAAAAACAACAGCACAGAUGCUACAGACCUUUGGAACAGACUUAGCAGAGACUGAACUUCCCAAUGAUGUGCAGUGCACAGAAGAGCUUCUCUCUUCACACACUGAGCACCACAGCAAGCUGAAGGAUGAGCUGAAGCUAGCAGUGAAGCAGGGGGCCACCUUACUGACAUGCAUCCGGGAGCCAGUCACCCGAAGUGCCAACAGCAAACUCAGUCCAGAUGAACUGGAAAAUGUGGCCACAGUGGAAAGGUUGUUGGCUCAGUUGGAUGAAACAGAAAAAGCUUUUGAUCAAUUUUGGACCAAGCAUCAUCUAAAACUAGAACAGUGCCUGCAGCUUCGCCACUUUGAACACGAUUUUAGAGAGGUAAAAUUGACAUUGGAUAACCUCAUGGAAACACAAGCAGGUUUUGUUGACAUUGGAGACAGUGUGACUCGAGUGGAGAACCUUCUAAAGGAACAGAAACAUCUGGAAGAGAAAGGACAGGAACCUUUGGAGAAGGCCCAGUCUUUAGCUCUCCAUGGAGAACAGCUCAUCCAAAACAACCAUUAUGCAGUUGACUCCAUUAGACCAAAGUGUGUUGAACUCAGGCGGAUUUGUGAUGACUUUACCAAUGAGACCAAGAAAAAGUAUGAUAUUUUGGGAAAGUCUCUUGAGCUGCAUAAGCAGUUAGAUAAGGCAAGCCAAUGGUGUGAAGCUGGAAUCUACCUCUUAGCUUCCCAAGCUGUGGACAAGUGCCAGUCACAAGAGGGAGCUGAAACUGCACUCGUUGAAAUUGAGAAGUUCUUGGUAACAGCUAAGGAACACCAGCUCUCCAACCCAAAGGAGUUCUACAAUCAGUUUGACAUGAUCCUCACCCCUGAAAUAAAGGCCAAUGCCCAAAGAAUUGUACAAAAACUCGAAGAUGUACAAGAAAUGUUUGACAAGAGGCAAGUAAGCCUGAAGAAGCUGGCAGCCAAACAGACUCGGCCAGUACAACCUGUUGCUCCACAUCCUGAAUCUUCCCCAAAGCGAGCAUCACCAAAGAUUACCAGACCAGCAACAGUAGCUACUAACAGGAGGUCUACAGAAAUUUCCUGCCCUCCAAAGACUGUUUCUGAAGUAGAGUUAUCAAAAAAGAAAAGCAUUAAGAAGACAAAAGGUGGAAUUAAGAUUGAAGUGAUGCAUGAAGCCAGUCAAGGAGGAUCUAGCAGAGUCCUGGUGACCAGUGAAAGUGAUGAGAACUUGUCAUCAAGGAGGAGCCACAUAAUCAAUGAGCUGAUAGAAACAGAACGGGUUUAUGUAGAAGAACUUCAAAGUAUAAUAGAGGGGUACGCUUCAGAAAUGGACAAUCCAAAUUUAGUACAUCUGAUUCCAUCUGCACUUCAGAACAAAAAGGAAAUUCUUUUUGGCAACCUCCCAGAAAUCUACUAUUUCCACAACAGGAUUUUCCUUAAGGAGAUAGAAAAUUGCAUUGAAAACCCUGAGCUUCUUGCCCGGUGCUUUUUGAAAAGAAAGGAAGACCUUCAAAUAUAUGAAAAAUACUGUCAGAACAAACCAAGGUCUGAAGCUCUCUGGAGACAGUGUGGAGACAGCACUUUUUUUCAGGAAUGUCAGCGCAAGUUGGAUCAUAAGCUCUCACUUGAUGCUUAUCUCUUAAAGCCAGUCCAGAGAAUCACCAAGUACCAGCUGUUGCUAAAGGAAAUGCUGAAGUGCAGCAAGAAUUCAGAAGGUACUGCUGAAUUGGAAGAAGCCCUGGCCACGAUGCUUGACAUCAUCAAAUCAGUAAAUGAUUCCAUGCACCAGAUAGCAAUCACAGGAUAUGAGGGGGAUGUCAGUGAGCUUGGCAAGCUGUUGAUGCAGGGUUCCUUCAAUGUAUGGACUGACCACAAGAAGGGGCACAACAAGGUGAAGGACUUGGCUAGAUUCAAACCAAUGCAGAGACACCUCUUCCUCUAUACAAAAAUGCUACUUUUCUGCAAGAAACGGGAGGAGAACACCGAUGGCCAUGAGAAGACAGCUUCAUACAGUUUUAAAAAUUCAUUAAAGAUGAGCACUGUGGGCAUUACAGAAAAUGUAAAAGGAGAUAACAAGAAGUUUGAGAUCUGGUAUAAUGGCAGAGAAGAAGUCUAUAUCAUUCAGGCAUCUUCUGUUGAGCUGAAAAACACCUGGAUUUCAGAGAUCCGCAAAGUCCUGACAGGACAGCUGGAAGCAUGCAGAGAAGCAAGUCAACUGCACCAAAGAAUCACUGAGAGUGUGUAUCAUGCACCAAUGGAUUCCUCCAAUGCAAGCAGGUAUAGCAGGAAGUCAUCAAGUAUAUAUGAAAACAAAUCUGAGGCAUCAAAUGUGGAUGCAUCUAACAAUAAAAACAGGAAUUCCAGUCCCAGUGCCAGACAAAAGAGAGGUCCCCUUGUUCCUGCAGUUAAAGUCAAGAGACAUGAAAUAAAGAGUGACCCAACUCCCCUGGGGUUUGAAGAUGCUUUUGAGAACACCAUUUUGGCCCAGAGUAAAUGUAAUGCCGGUUCCACCACGAGAUCAGUGCCUAGAUCUGCUUCACAGACAGGUUGGCCCAGCAGACAAAUGCCUUCUCUAGACACAUUUGAAGAUUUUGAAGCCAUCCCUUCCAGCAUGGAUGAACUCUCCAACUCUUCUGAUUUGGAGGAAGAGACAAACCCUAACAAUGGGAACAAUCUCUUCCGGGUCGAAGGCAGUUUUGACAGCUGUUUCCCAGAUUCUCUUACCCUUGAGGAUGGAGAUUUAGUGCAGUUUGUGCAGGAAGGAGAGAAUGGUCAAUGGUUAGUGAAGAAACUGGUCUCUGAGAAAAGCGACUGGGUUCCCUCCAGUAUAUUGCAGCCAGCAGAGGGGGACAGUAACAACAUAAUUAAGAGCAGCAAUGCAGACACAUACAACGAUUCCUGCAGCACAGCCUCAGUAGAAUCAGACACGAAGGAAAGUGAGGUGGCCAAAAGCUUCCCAGCAGAACAGAGGGCUGGCAGCUGAACAGCAGGACCAGCCUUCCUCAGGACCCCGUCCACCUGUCUUUAUCUUGGGUGGACACUGGAUCAAAGCUGCCUUUCUCACAAGCUCUAAGGUUCAUAAUUCACUAAUAUUUUAUCAAUGUGAACAGAUGAGAACUGUGCUGUCCACCUGGCAAGCUGGGAAAAACAAACUUGAAAGGAGCAUUAAACAUCCAGAAAACAUCAAACUACCUUCAGUAUUAGAGGAGAAAAAUGCUUCUUGCAUUGAUUAUCAAACUGUUUCAGAAGAUGUGGCCUAAAUUAGGUCGACAGCAGAGCUGAAGAGUUUCUAUGCACGCACCUUUUGGCAACUUUGCUUGAGCACCACAUCACUGCAGAGGGGCACGUGGUGGUUAUGAGUCCUUGCUCCACCCUGGGGUCACCUGGAGGUUUUUCCAUUUGCUUGCCUCUGGCUGUGCCUUCCCUGUCCUUCUCAAUUCCAGCUGAUACAUCAUCACAAAUGUGCCCUUUUUGCUGUCAGUCAACACCAAAAACACCCCACUUGAGGGUGGCUGUGGAAAGGAGACUUCUGGCUGGGACCAUCAGAGGGGCUCCGAGCAGCAGUGACGUGACUCCUCUGCAGUGGCCCGGGAAGGCCCUGCUGCACACAGCAUUCCACACCUGGAACGCUGCAGGUGGCAGCUCCUGGCUGGGAGGUGCAGGGCCAAGCAGGGAAGUAAAGACGUGUAACAGCUACUGUGACAAAGAACACUCUGAACUCUUUUUACAGCCUAAGUCAAUCCUCUGCCCCCUCUACAGUCUCUGGUUGCUGGAUCACAACUCUUUGCAUUUGGUGCCGAGAAUUCAGUUGAAGGCCAUUACCUGUCACAUGUUUGAGUAGACUGCAUGCUUUCCUUGUGUGCUGGGCUAUGAGUAAAUACAUUUCACCCCUCAUUCGGAAUAUACUUAACCAUUGCAAAUAGGCAGUGAGCAUUAGAUGCUCCGAUGAGUGGAUAAAGUGUUGUUAAAUACUUCUUUCCAGGAUGUUUGAUGAAAGGCAAAUCUCUGCCAUAUAAGGAUGUAAUGUAUAAUAUAAAGUGAUUACAGAUGUCAUGAUUCCUACACAAGCCAUUAGCUCAUUUAGAGCAGCUGUUAAGGCAUGAAGGCAUUUUGAUGGUAAUUGGGUCUUAGGUCCCACAAAAGCUGCUAGUACUUUAGUAAAGAUAAAUAUUGACUAAAGGUUGCAAAUAGGCAAAGAUCAGUCUAGUAAAAACUCAGAAGAAGCUCAAGAGUGAGUGAGUGGCUUUCACUCUUAGGGAUGUUUUGUUUAACCCUCAGACUAGUAGUGCUUUAUGUAAAUAAAGGGCACUAAAAGCACUAGAAAUGGAGAUGAAGCAAAACCAAAACCCACUCUUUACUAAUUGAGCCUCUGAGCAAAGCAGUAGGUGUGUGUAUCAUUUCUGCUCUCACCUUCACAGGGACUCGAAUGUUCUCCUUUGUGUCUCAGUGGAGGCUGGCGUUGCAAGUACCUUAGUGUGUGAGUCAGCAUGGCUGUGGAGCAGGUAGAUAGUCCUGUUUGAGAAAAAGCCUUGGAGCAGCUAAAGGCUUAGUCAGAUUUCUUUUGCCUAUGAAGACUUAUUGGUUGAUUAUAAGUUGUACUGUGGUGAUUGAUUCCCAUGGCUCUUCUAACCCUCAAUAUCUAAACUCUGUGAUUUUUGACAUUUUCUGUUCAUGACUAAAGGACCUGAGAGUUCUGUACCUUUCUGGAAGCUAUUUUUGUCCUACAGAAGUAGGAGCUUGCUUAUUUGUGUUGGUCAUUUACCUCAAAAAUGACAUGUAGGCUCUCAGGAACAUGGAUCCUCUUGGUCUACUGUGGUUAUCAGCAUCUUGCAGGAGGAAUUUAUUCCUUUCAGUCCCCUAAGGAAAUAUGCAGCAACGUUUUCUUAUAGUGCAAUUACUUUAUCUCUCUAAAAUGAGUACAUUAUGGUUUCUCUAUUACUAAUUUUUGCACAGGAACAGUGCUGCUGUCUACCCCUGCCCUAAGCAUAGGUGAGGGAAGGGCUAGGGAGCUUUGAUUGCACAUUAGUGAGUACAGUAAGCUUUUGUGUGUGGGAGAGAGAGAUAGGGAAGGGUUACCCUGGGUGUAUGAAAUUGCCAAAAUGAAGAUUUGUGACAUUGCUGAUGGAUGGAAAGACAAAAACCUGCACUUUGGAGUGGAGUUUAUUUAUUAUUUUUGAGGAAUCUCAUUCUGAUUGUGAAAUGGUAGCGAGAAGUCUCUGGACUGAGGAUGAGAAGUCAAGUGUUGUCAGUCCAUUUCCCACCUCUGCAUGAGCAGGCUGAGAGUGUGCUGGUCCUACAUCCCCUGGUGCCCUGACACCUUCCUGGAACAUGGGAGCUACGGAAUUUCCUGCUAAAUGCUACAUUUUACCACAUAUACAAAAAUUAGGGGCCCUCCAGGGAAAAGCAAAGCAUUCAACCCCAUAUGCCCCAAUGUGCCCUCCAAGAGUGCCACUGGUGGCAUCCUGUGGAGCAGUCUAGAGCUGGAGCAGGGAAUGGGGUUACUGAGGAAAAGGGUCCUCUCCCAGAUCCAGACCAUCUGUCAUGGCAACUGCAAAGGUAGGGGCUGGAUUAUUGCAUUUGCCUCCCUACUUUGCUUUUGAAAGCUUUUCUUUUUUCUUUUUUUUUUUUUGUCUGAAAUACCUUAUGUUCUAUCCUGCUGGACCAAAGUUUGUCCUGUUCCAUGGAUGCCCUGGGAAUGGCAGGUCUCUCUGUCCCGUGGCUGUGCAGCAGUGGCACAGCACUCUGGUCUUUGGGAGCUGCCUGUGCCACGUUGGGCACACUGAGCCUGAGCAGGGAGCUCACAACCAUUAACUGUGUCUUUAACCUUCCUGCAGUGCCAGGUACCUGUUUCUGCCUCCACCCAGGGCACAGGGCAGCCCUGGCAGGGUCCCCUGGGCAGUGACAGGGCCACUGCAGGGCUGGCUUUGGGAAAGAAUGAGUUCAGUGACAGACCAGGCUGCUGACAAGUCCUAGUGCAGCCCACAAAGGAGUAACCUCCUGGCUUUGCUGAUGAGACAAAAUGGGGUUUGAUGACUUUUUGAAUUUUUUAAAUAGUAUGCAGGAUAGUCUUUUAAUUAGUGUAUUUCCGUCAAACAAGGUAAUAAUUAAGGGAAUGACUCUCCAUGUACAGUCUAGAAGAUGAUUUGGUAAAGCCCAGCAAGACUAAUGUGUAUGUUAGGGUAUGCUUAUUCUGUCUGUAGGUCUUUGACACCAUCCUUUUCAGGUAGAUGGAUCUAAAAAUCAUAGUUUUCAAAUAAGGAUUUCAUUUCAGUGUUGUUUGGAGAUGAUACAGCGACCAUUUAGAAGUCAUUUAAAAGUAAUGGUUGUGACUAAGUUUUGGCUGUAGAAGACCCCAGAUCCCAGGUAAAUCCAUGCUGCAGCAGCCCUUGCUGCUGGCCCAGCGCCUGGCUGUGCUCCCUGGGCCUGGGCUGGUCACACCUCCCCUCCAGGCUAAGGGUUUGCCUGGGCUCUCCUCCCUCUGUGCUGCUGCUCUUCUGCAAGUUCUGCAGAAACUUCACAUCCUCCAAACUGCCCUCAGAACUGCUCACUCAGGUGUGGCUGGGCUGCAGAGUCCUUCCUUACUGGCACCAGUGGCAAACAGAGACAGGCAGCUGCACGACACACAAGUCUUGCUUUUAGUAAACCAAGCUAAAAUAGAACCAGGCCUGAUCCUCUCCUCUCACCUUGAACCCCACCAGGUGGAGAACCAGACCAGUGGUCCUUGUCUUGAACACAAACAGCUGCAGCCAAACCACCUCUGAGCUCUGGCUUUUCUCUCCAGCGACAGCAAAUUUCUGUGUGUGUGUCUUAUGUUCUGGUCGUGUGUGUGAUGAGAAGCCAUUUUAUUAUCUAUGAUUUUCUUAGAGUCUUGAUAUUUCAAACAGGAUUGGGUAUGAGAAAGGCCAUGUGCUUUCUUUCCAAAAAUACUCAAAGACUUCAAAUAUAUAUAUAUCUGAUUAGAAAUAUAUAAGAAUAAUAAGAAAAAAAGAUCCAAAAUGUGUAUUUUGUCUUGCAGCUGGACUGAAGUAGCUGCUAAGAUUUCCUCUCCCCAGCUGAGAAUUGGUACAGUUUGUUUUCUUACAUGAUUUCCAUGAUGUUGAUAAUGAUGUAUUUGUAUAUUGUGACUGAUGAGAGAUAAUCAGACAGGGAAAGAGCACAGAAUUACCUGUCCUUUUUUCCAGUCAAGACAGAAUGUAUGAAUUUAUUACAAGAAAAAAAAAUGUGCAAAUGAACUUCCUGUAAUUAGGCCAUUCUGACCUGUGUAGAACCACACUUUGUUUGAAAUUUAUAAAAAUUAUAACUAGUA
Messenger RNA from Poecile atricapillus (Black-capped chickadee), 8019 nucleotides. It is a transcript of the gene MCF2L2, whose product is annotated as MCF.2 cell line derived transforming sequence-like 2. The transcript is spliced from 32 exons. Gene Ontology annotation, molecular function: guanyl-nucleotide exchange factor activity; protein binding. Gene Ontology annotation, biological process: intracellular signal transduction. Gene Ontology annotation, cellular component: cytoplasm. The record is from RefSeq and is a predicted model, not a curated record. NCBI's taxonomy places the organism in Eukaryota, Metazoa, Chordata, Aves, Passeriformes, Paridae. Bases 175 to 3696 code for a protein of 1173 amino acids.